Emericellopsis atlantica is the source of this 846-nucleotide messenger RNA. RefSeq lists its product as uncharacterized. NCBI's taxonomy places the organism in Eukaryota, Fungi, Ascomycota, Sordariomycetes, Hypocreales, Bionectriaceae. Bases 53 to 409 code for a protein of 118 amino acids. Gene Ontology annotation, molecular function: mechanosensitive monoatomic ion channel activity. The record is from RefSeq and is a predicted model, not a curated record. Gene Ontology annotation, biological process: monoatomic ion transport; intracellular water homeostasis. The transcript is spliced from 2 exons.
CCUCGCCUCCGUCUUCACGGACCUCGUCAAGUCCUUUGUCGGCGACAUCCUCAUGCCGCCCAUCUCCAUCAUCCUGCCGCUCAAGCACAACAUUGAGGAGAAGUUUGCCGUCCUGCGACCGGGCCCCGGCUACAACACCACGUCCGGGUACAACACGCUGAAGCAGGCGCAGGCGGACGGCGCGGUGGUCAUGGCGUACGGCUCCUUCAUCUACCAGAUUGUGUCGUUUAUGAUGAUCGGCCUCGCGCUGUACUCCAUGGCGCAUCUGUACAUGCUGCUCUCGGAGGAGCCCAUCGUCAAGCGCACCAAGAAGUGCACGUACUGCCGGCAGUGGAUCAACGAGAAGGCAUCGAGGUGUAUCAACUGCACGAGCUGGCUCGACGGCCGCGAGGACAGAGUGCAAUACUGAAAGUGCACAAGAGCAGCGUGUAUCCAAACACCAAUGGGCGAUCACUAUAUACUAUUUACAGCAGGGCGGCCGCACCGACCACGACCGCCAGCCCAGCAAGGAGCGUGCUCUGUCCAAGCUGGAGACCGGCGUUGUCGUCAUCUCCACUAUCACCCGUCUCCGUGGGUGUCUCCUCCGCAUCGCCGCUUGUCUGGGACGGCGUCUCGGUGAUGGUCGUCUCCUUGGUCGCGGUGCUCGUGGCGGUAGUCGUCGCCUCGACGGUGCCCAGCUUCUCCACGCCUCCCGUGACGGGCACGGGCUGGUACAGCUCGCUGAGUCCCUCCAGCGUGGCCGUCGUGCUUUGGGAGAGGGUCGUGCCAUCAGCCACGCCGUUCUGCAUCACGGUGCAGGAGAGGACGUCUGCCUUUCGGUCUUCGUCGCAGCUAAAGUCCUGGAUU